Molecule: messenger RNA, 324 nt
Organism: Aspergillus neoniger CBS 115656
Lineage: Eukaryota; Fungi; Ascomycota; Eurotiomycetes; Eurotiales; Aspergillaceae
Exons: 1
Coding region: 1-324 (107 amino acids)
Source: RefSeq, a predicted model, not a curated record
AUGAAGGUUUCCAUUGCCCUUGUGCCCCUCCUUGCUGGGCUCGGAAUGGCUGGCCCCAUGCGGAAGAGAGAAGAGCAUGUUGCCGGAGUUGCAGGCGUCGCGGACGUUGCGAACAGCAUCAACGGUGUUAAGGUUGCCAACGUUGCUGAUGUCGCUGGUGUUGUGGAUGUUGCCAACAGCAUCAACCGUGCUCGCAGUAUCAACGUUGCCGAUGUCGCUGAUGUCUCUGAUGUCGCUGAUGUCGCUGAUGUCGCUGAUGUCGCCGAUGUCGCCGAUGUUGCUGGUGUUGCUGACGUUGCUGACGUCGCCGACGUUGCCAACUAA